This is a messenger RNA of Cottoperca gobio, 3994 nucleotides long. RefSeq names its product v-maf avian musculoaponeurotic fibrosarcoma oncogene homolog F (gene maff). Gene Ontology annotation, biological process: regulation of epidermal cell differentiation; regulation of transcription by RNA polymerase II. Lineage: Eukaryota; Metazoa; Chordata; Actinopteri; Perciformes; Bovichtidae. Gene Ontology annotation, cellular component: nucleus. The transcript has 3 exons. The record is from RefSeq and is a predicted model, not a curated record. Gene Ontology annotation, molecular function: DNA-binding transcription factor activity, RNA polymerase II-specific; RNA polymerase II cis-regulatory region sequence-specific DNA binding. Bases 173 to 649 code for a protein of 158 amino acids.
CAUUGUCGCCUGUGUUUUUUGUGAAUGAAAGAAUCCAACCUCAGAGAGCAGCGGAGUAAUUCCGGGAAAAGGCGGACUGACAUUUUGUCGCCAGAGUCGCUUCGACCCAGCAGUGUCUGUAUCUGUGUUGUUGACUGGUGCUUGGGGGGGAACAACCGAACACAGUUGGAUCAUGACAUCAGAAAGAAGCAGCAAAGCCCUGAAGGUGAAGCAGGAAUGUGGCGAGAAUGUGCCCGUCCUGUCGGACAGCGAGCUCAUGUCUCUCACAGUACGAGAGCUGAACCUCCACCUGCGCGGCAUGUCCCGCGACGAGAUCCAAAAGCUGAAGCAGCGCCGGCGCACCUUGAAGAACCGGGGCUACGCCGCCAGCUGCCGAGUCAAACGGGUGUCCCAGCGGGAAGCCUUGGAGCAGCAGAAAACGGAGCUCCAGAGAGAGGUGGAGAGGCUCGGGGUGGAGAACGCCGGCAUGAGGAAAGAGCUGGAGGGGCUUGGAGCGCGUCUAGCUGCGCUCCAGAGGUUCGCCAGGGGCCUGGAGGCCGGCGGAGGCAACCUGCUAGCUACAGCCCCGCGCCUCAACACCGCCUCAGUCAUCACCAUCGUAAAGAGUCCACCACAGCCGCGGUCACAGAGAGAUCAGGAGCCGUCCUAGAAGGAGCUACUGGACAUGGGGGAGGGACGCACAACCUGCAAUGCAAACACACACACACAUAUACUAUACACACACAUGCCGGAGAACAGGAAAACAAUUUUAGUAGGAAAAUUGUAAGCACUUGUCUGCGUUAUGCCUCGUUCACAUUUACAAAUUUCUGUAGGAUUCAUAUACGCAGGAAGGAUUCAUUCCUGUGGGACAGUGUUGACGGAGAGGCGUGUGGCGUCACCUCACAGCUAUGCUUACUUUUCCUAAAGACGGGUGGAGGUGUCCUCCACUUAAUGCCGUUUAAUGACACCGCAGCGUAGGCGACUGAAAUUUGUUUAGAGUUCUGUUCAGAAAGACGCAGCCGUUUUCAUGCGAACGAGGCGGCGAGCACUGAUGCACUCGCAGUCACCGCAGAAAACCCUCACGAGGCGUAUACGUGGACUAACUGGACUCUGACUGAAGCCAGAACAACCCAACAAGAGAUACUCUACAUGUUCACUGCUCAACAAAUCCAGCCGUGACGCUGGUGCUCUCUGAUUGUGUUCCUCGCGAGGCUUCUUCUUCAGGUUAUGGCACCUGAACAGCAACAUGUGAGGGUGGAGCGCAUGUGAGGGUGGAGCGCAUGUGAGGGUGGAGCGCAUGUGAGAGUGGAGCACAUGUGUGCGCAGCUUCCUCCAGCUCCACAACACCUGUACUCCUGGUACAUGUAGUCUGAAGUUCAUAACAACCCAUGUGUCUCUGCUACUGUGCAAGAAAGUGUCCCAAAGUAUGAUUCAUUCACUUGUGUUAGUCAUUAAUGCAGAGUUUCUCAACCUCGAUGUCACUUGAUGUGCAGGCGGGGUCACGGGAGAGGACUAUUAAAACCGCUCGGGUCACGAUGGUUUUAGAAAUAACUUCAGUCCAGAAAAAGGUUGAGAAACGCUGACAUUUCUGAGUUCUGGGAUUCACCUUCCACUACUUCCUUCCUGUUCCCCCCCUCCCAUGUGAGGGGGGAAAGUAGUUUUGUACUGCUUGUGUACACACUUCUCACAUUAAUGCAGUGCCUUCAGUGUAUGUAGGAGCUAGAAGAAUGCAAACCUAAGAGGGGAAAGGGUAAAACAGACUGUAAUCGCUCAUUGUUGACUGUUCACGACCGCACAUUUCUUUUAAGAUUUUUCUGGAUUCUCCUGUUUUUCUGAGCUAUAAUCCUGCAUUGCUCAUUACACAAUCCCUACUGUGCAGUAACUUUGCUAAAGUCUGCUGUGGCUUCCUUUUUCUUUCAUAUCUGGUAGACUCCCAACAACAGAUGUUGGUCAUUUUGCUACAAACGUGUAAUAGCGGAGUCGCAUCUGGUAGGAAUUACACUCGAGUCGAUGCAAAUCCUCCGCAUACAUUCCCGUUUUGUGUUCUUAUUUGUAAUGUUUGUACGUGCCGUUGAGAGACGCAAAUGUUGAGUGACAUUUAUCAGAGAUAUAUUCUAUAUUUUAUUUGUAUUUAAAGGUAGAUGUUAUGAAAAGACAAGCUAACGAGUGCUGUGAUGUUCUAUGUGUUUUCAGAAGUACUUACUUAUGACUAGUCCGGGGAUAUUCUCAUGUCUAAUUAUUGUGUUGUGUGGCAACGAUGAUUACUUUACAAAAAUGUUAAUUAUUAGCUAUGUAGAAAUAUGCUCAAAGCCAAUGGCCAUAUUGCUGUAUGAUGAUUUUCGUGUGUGUGUGUUUUUGCCAUGUGUGUUCUGGCUUGUCAUAGUGGAUUCUUGGAGGGAUAUUAUUUUUCUAUGAUGAUUCGUAUGUUUUAUUUGUGUGAAAAAUUAAGGUCACUUCUGUAUUGGCUGGGUGGGCAGAUACACGGGAUGUUAGAGGACGACGUGGAAAGAGAAAGAUGGAGAUGAGGAGGAGACAAGAAGGUUGAGGAGUUGUUGGAUGAUGGAGAAAGAAAGUAGGCAAGGCGGGCGAGGAAAGGAGGUGGAGAAGAGGUGGUGCUUUAUUCACUUGAAACCCUCCAUCAGGCCUGUUCCACACAGGCGUGGCUGGAGUCUCGGCCACUGAAUAGUGCUAGCAAUAUCAUAUAUAAGCAGGCAUUGUAACACAUUAGACUGUGUUGACAAAUAACUCUUACGAUAUGAGGCAUAUAUUUAGCUAUAUGAAUAUCAGUGUGGCAAAAAAGCAUUUAUUCUCAAUAUGUUAACGUCUCACAUCUGUCAAACUGUGCUGGAUGUUUUGUAAUACUUUGCAAAACAAAAAAUGUUUUUUGUAUUUAUUACUUGUAUUUUUUCUAUUGUGAAAAUUUAAGUACAUUGUCUAUUUUAUAUAUUAAUUAUAAUAAAUGUUGUACAUAUUGUACAUAAAAUGGUGCGUUUGUGGUUGUGGGCUGGCUUGGAACGGAAGUGGAUCUACAGGAUGUGUUGCACGAGUUUAUCGCCGGAUCAGAAGAUAAACUCAAACACCAAGGAUCAAAAGUAGAUAAUAGUUUUAACCCUUUGUGCCUCGCUCGCGACGUUUUUGUAUUUUAUUUUUCGAUAGUUUUAGCCGACGUUUGGAAGAUUAAGCUCAGCUCUUAUAAUAAACGCUGUAACUAAAAUACAGACAUUUAAAACCCACGGCUGUUACAGCACGUGUCACAUCAGACUUCACAUCUGGAGCUCUGGAUUUAAAAAUGUAGUUUGGACUAUUUUCCACUAGAUUGAGCCAUUUUCUCAUGUUUGUCCUUCAUAAACAUGAUUUUCUCCUACACAAAAGAUAAAGAUGCUGCUCAUCGUCCCAACCCAGACUGAAGAUAAUCCCUUUAGCAUACAGAUAAUAACGUGUGUGUGUCAUGUUAACUACUUAUGAUAUGUGGUAGUGAUGUCGGGUCAAAGCUGUAAAUGAUAUUAAUAUUAUGGCAGUUUCUUGACAUAACAAAGACAAAACAAACAAGCUCAUAACUUUCAUAUUAAACUAAAUAUCUUUUAUUAUAUCUUCAGAUAUUUCUCCAUGUGACAUGAAACAAUAGCAUCAUGAGCAGCUUCAUAUACAGAGAACUAGAAACAAUAAGACAUGAAGUACAAAUACAAAACUAUGUAUUUUCCUCCUGUGCUCCAUCUUUACAGCAUAUAUGACUAUUUGAACAUUCAGAACUUAAAACUGGAUUUACAUUAUUAGUGUGCAGCAUUGUUUACAUCUCGCACGCAGAGAAAGGAUGAAGCUUGAGCGUGAAACAUCAGGACAGACCACCUGCUGUGUGAUGUCCACCAUCAUAAGACCUUUUGUCAGCGUGUAUACAGGUGUUUAUGAUCCCUGAUAUCGUGCUAUUACUGCACGGCUUUGUUGAAUACUUGAUUCUGUGACUAUUUGUUUUAGCAGAAGCAAAAAAAAUAUGAUUUCAAAUCAAUAAAAUCACUUU